UGUACCAGGAUUCCAAUUUGCAAAAGAAAGUGUUUAUCAAAAUAUAACGAUGCUGUGGCAAACGCUCACUCUGGCUUCCCUAGUGGUGACAGUGUUAGGUCACGGACGGGUAUGGGAGCCCCCGGGCAGAGCUACCAUGUGGAGGGUCGGGUAUUCAGCACGAGCCAACUACGAUGAUAACGGCUUGAACUGCGGCGGCUUCAGCAAGCAAUAUGGAGCUAAUAACGGAAAAUGUGGCGUAUGCGGCGAUGACUACAGCAUAACACCACCACGACCACACGAGCUCGGAGGCGUUUACGGCCAAGGUUCCAUUGUAGCCAAAUACCUGUCUGGUCAAAUUAUAGAAACAUCAGUCGAAAUUACCGCUUACCACAAAGGGCAUUGGGAAUUCAAGAUCUGCCCUGAUCCAACUAACGAAGUGGACCAAGCUUGCUUCGACAAAUACCACCUAGAGAUGGAAAGCGGUGGGAAAGACUAUUACCCUCCUGGAGUAGGUACUUUUACCGUCAGAUACAGGUUACCGAUUGGUCUAUCUUGCGAACAUUGUGUUCUCCAGUGGCGUUACGUGGCUGGUAACAACUGGGGUAACUGCGGUAAUGGAACAAGUGGCCUGGGGUGUGGUGACCAAGAAAACUUCCUAGCUUGUUCGGAUAUAAGUAUUGAGCCCGGUUUUAUCGAAGUAGAUAGCAUGCCUGUGGAAGUAUCUCCUUAGAUUUUGUAUCCUAGGUUAAAACUUAUUCGUUGAAUCAUGUAUUAAUAGGCAACCAUUCCAAAUGUUCUAACUACCGGUCUUUUGAUAUAUUACAAGUGACCUUUUUAUAUUAUCGUGUAAUACUUUAUUGGAUGGAUAAGUUAUAACCAAGGAUUGUAACUUGCCCUAAGACUUUUGACAAGACUUAUGCUCAGUAUUUUGAAUUUGAAUUUAACACUGCCUGUUAAUGUUGUUUAUAAUAUUUAUU
Messenger RNA from Colias croceus (clouded yellow), 959 nucleotides. RefSeq lists its product as uncharacterized. NCBI's taxonomy places the organism in Eukaryota, Metazoa, Arthropoda, Insecta, Lepidoptera, Pieridae. The record is from RefSeq and is a predicted model, not a curated record. The transcript is spliced from 3 exons. The coding region runs from base 50 to 712 and encodes 220 amino acids.